AUGGCAGUUAAUAAUAGUGUACAAUCAGGCGAUUUUGACAUGGUAGAUUUGUCAGAAGAAGAUAAAGUUGCAGCACAGAAAUAUCUUAGUGAAAAUGGAAUACGUGGUAUUGAAGGUUUUCUUGCUGAACGAUUGGAUGCAUGGCGAAAAUGUCCAUUGAAUAUUGCAAUUACUGGCGAUUCAGGAUCAGGCAAAUCAACUCUCAUCAAUACACUACGCAAUCUUCGAGCAGCAUUAAUUUUAAAAGUUAAUGAUCGAAAAAUUUUUUGGCAAUGUCGAAAUAGUAAUACUUUAACUUAUUAUCAUCUUAUGAGAAAUAGCUAUUCUCAAAUAAUUUUAUCUAUUGAUAUAAUUAACUAUUACUAUGAAAUUCUAGAGGAUGAAGGUUCAGCUAGAGUCGGAGUAGUUGAAACAACACGAAUUGUUCAAUCAUAUUCUCAUCCAAGUUAUCCUAAUCUUGUCUUCUAUGAUUUACCAGGUGUUGGUACAUUAGAAUUUAAAAAAUUAAACUAUUUGGCUCAAGUAAAUCUAACUCGAUAUGAUUUCUUUUUAAUUGUUUCACGUACACGUUUUACUGAAAAUGAUUUAUGGCUUGCAACUGAAAUAAAAAAAAUUGGUAAAAAAUUUUUUUUUAUACGAACAAAUAUUGAUCAAGAUUUAUAUAACGAAAAAAUUGAUCAUCCAAAACAUUAUAAUGAAACAUUAAUACUUGAUAGAAUACGUGAAAAUUGUCUUGCACAUAUUCGAACAGUUGAUGAUACUGCAAAUGUUUUUUUAAUUAGUGGUCGAAUUACUUAUACAUCUCGAUUUGAUUUUCCUAAUAUGUGUACAGCUCUUCUACGAGAUUAUCCAGGUUUAAAACGUCACGCAAUGAUUUUAGCUAUGUCAACUAAUUGUAAAGAAGUUAUUACAGCUAAAGUUGAUAUACUUCGUAGUCAAACAUGGGUAGCAGCAGCUGUUAGUGCUGCUGUUGCAACUCCACCAAUACCUGGUUUAAGUGUUAUGUUUGAUUUUUCAUUAACUGUUGGUAUGGUUAUAUUUUAUAAAAAACAAUUAGGUUUAGAUGAUGAAUCUUUAACACGUAUUGCUCAAAUUCAUCAUAUACCAUUAUAUGUUUUACAAGAUGAAUUACAAAAAAUUUUACCAGCACAUUUUUUUACAGCUGUACCAGAUUUUGUUAUAUCAUUAGUUAAAAAACAAGCAGUUGGUACUGCAACUGAAGAAGUUCUUCGAUAUGUACCUUAUGUUGGUUCAAUUAUUUGUGCGACUGUUUCAUUUUCAAUAAUCUUAUCUGUAUUAAGAAAUUUAUUAAAUGUUAUGGAAAAAGCAGCAUUGACAUUAAUUGAUAUUGUUGCUGAAAGAAGUGUUAGUGAUGAUGAAGAUGAUGAUGAACCUAUAUAA
This is a messenger RNA of Rotaria sordida, 1401 nucleotides long. The record is from the annotation of a GenBank genome assembly. Lineage: Eukaryota; Metazoa; Rotifera; Eurotatoria; Philodinida; Philodinidae.